UUCUCCCGUGCCGGCCCCGGGGGAUCGGCAUGCUUCUCGGUGACGCAUAACUCACGAUACUUCUACUUCAUCCAAGACAUCGCUUUGACACCUUCCCCUCGCAAUCCUGUAUCAUACACAGUAGCCCCGCGGUCGCAUUCGUCGAGUCACGACGCAGGAUUCGGGAGUGCAGGAUGACCAAUCUUCCCCGAUUUCACCGGCGCAAAAAGGAUGUCGCCCCGCCGACCCUGAUUACCAGCAACCUGCCGGGCAAGUCAACGCCGUCUUCGGCCGAUCUACCGCCCAGUUCGCCGAAGCGGUCUUUCCAGAAGCUCAGUCGUUUUAGAGUGUUCCAUCGCUCGUCGGGCAAGCGGGCGCGCGACUCGCCCCCGGCGUCGCUACCACACUCCCCGGCUGGCGCACCGGUGCCGCCAGCAGACUACACCGAUGGCCGCCCGGUGUCCCCCCUGUCGCUAAAGAUGGAGGCAGCGAGCGACGAGGUACAGAAACCGGCCAAACAGUACAAGAUGCCUGCGUUCCUGGAUUUGAGUGACGAAGAGAUCGAGAACAGGUUCUCCGAACUUGUAUGGCGCGAGCGUAACCGGCUCAUGCUCUCGGUCACCAACCCGUCGCCCGACUUCCGGUGGGCGCGCGUGACGGGCCCGCACCUCAAGACCCUCGACCGGUAUCUCAACAUACAGCCGUGGCACAACAACCGGAUCAAGCUGCGGGUUCCCGAGGGGCACGUCGACUACGUCAAUGCCUCACCCAUCGUCCUCGAGCCCUUGCCGUGUCCCACGCCCGACGGCCGCCCGGGCCCGGUCCGCGAACCGGACCGGUACAUUGCCAUGCAAGGGCCUAAGCAGGCGUCUAUGGACCACGUCUGGAGGAUGCUGGUGGAGCAGCUCGAAAGCCCGGGUGUUGUGGUGAUGCUGACGGAGACGCACGAGGGGCACUUGGAGAAGUGCUUCCCGUACUUCCCGCGCAGCAAAGACGACCCGCCCGUCGAGGUCAACGAGCGAGACGAGUUCGGCGACGGGUUCCGAGCUACGGUGCGGUGCGAGGGCAUGGAGGAGACUCCAGCCGGCGACGCGAUCGAGCUGCGAAAGCUCGUCAUCCGUGUCCAUCCGCGGCCAAGGACACCGGCUCAAUCCGAGCCCAGUCAGGGCAAUUCCUCCUCCCCGACAGAAUCUUCUUCCCAGCAGACCGCCGCUACUACUGAAACCAACGAAGUCUCGCCUACGGACCAACAGCAAGAACGGGACCAGCAACCGAACGCUUCGGGGGAGGAAGGGUCUUACGAGGAAAAGAUUAUUUACCACUUUCUUUACAAGAACUGGCCCGAUUUUGGCGUGCCUUCCCUCGACGACCUCGAUUCAUUUUUCACGCUGAUGCGCCUCUCGCGCGAGAAGAACGCCUCUCCGCGAAACCCGCGCGUCGUGCAUUGCAGCGCCGGCGUUGGUCGCUCCGGCACAUUCAUCGCGCUCGAGUAUCUCAUGCGCGAGCUGGAAGCAGGGGUCCUCGAGGAUUGGGACGAGCGGGCUGCCGGCGCCGGCGCCGGCGCCGGCUCGAAGACUACACCGUCUCCUGGAAAGAAGGUGGAUGAGAAGGAGGAGGAGGAGGAGGAGGAGGAGGCGGUGGAGGAGGAGCUGGACGGGGGAGAGGAAGGGAGGGAGCGAAGCAGCGAGAGCGGAAGCGGCGAGACGGAGGGCCCGGAACUGCAGCCGCAAGGGCAAGGGCCGGAUCUAAUCUUCGAGACGGUCAAUUCGCUCCGGGAGCAGCGGCGCGCUAUGGUGCAAGCCGAGUUGCAAUACUUGUUCAUCUAUAGGGUUCUGAGGCAGUUGUGGAUUGAAAAGUACGGACCCCCACAGGCGGACGGGCAGGAGGAGGGAGAGGAGGGAGAGGGUGGAGGGGGCAAGGAAGUGAUGCCGGGUGCCGAUGGGAAAGGUGAUGGAGAUGGGGAGCGAGCGGCUAAGAGGUUGGAGGUUGACCCAUCUACUGAGCAGUAGAGAAGGUUUGGCGGCCGGCGAGUUGGGGUUGGUAUGGAUAGUUGCUGCUGUCUUCCUCUUCCUUCUUGUCUUUUUUUUUCUUGUCUUUUUUUUUUUCUUCUCUAGCUUGACCGGGAAUAUUAAUGCAUAGAGGCUACAUGGGGCGGUGGCAUAUAGGUUCGUUGACGAGAUGGGUUCCGUGGGGUAGGCGACGGGCGGGUGGCAUAGAAGUCGAGCAUAGAUGGAUCAUGAAUAUGGCUCCAUUCUAACGACAUUUUCUUUGGCGUGGUUCUCAGUUUAGCAUACAACGUC
Thermothelomyces thermophilus ATCC 42464 is the source of this 2279-nucleotide messenger RNA. RefSeq lists its product as uncharacterized. The coding region runs from base 174 to 1988 and encodes 604 amino acids. Gene Ontology annotation, molecular function: protein tyrosine phosphatase activity. The transcript has 3 exons. Lineage: Eukaryota; Fungi; Ascomycota; Sordariomycetes; Sordariales; Chaetomiaceae. The record is from RefSeq and is a predicted model, not a curated record. Gene Ontology annotation, biological process: protein dephosphorylation.